Messenger RNA from Monomorium pharaonis (pharaoh ant), 7082 nucleotides. It is a transcript of the gene hwt, whose product is annotated as rho GTPase-activating protein gacU. The record is from RefSeq and is a predicted model, not a curated record. The transcript has 9 exons. NCBI's taxonomy places the organism in Eukaryota, Metazoa, Arthropoda, Insecta, Hymenoptera, Formicidae. Bases 36 to 4259 code for a protein of 1407 amino acids. Gene Ontology annotation, molecular function: phosphotyrosine residue binding.
GGGCGGCCGAUUGUCAGUCGCACGCCGGUCGUUGAAUGGAGCGGGUGUGGAGACGCGUACAGGGCGCCGGGCGUCGCGGCGCCGCGGCCCGUUGUGGCUGUCCCGUGCAGCCGUGCCAGUUACACGUGGACCAACGCGCGAAGCGCGGUGGCGGUGGCCGUAAGUCUCGCGGCAGUUCUGGCGGCGGGCCCCAGACCAUCGUCUGCGGCUGUCAGGUGCAACCGUGCCCGGUGCAUCCGGUACUAAUAAGGGUUCGUCGUACGAGACCGGCUGGUGCUGCUUCUACCGCCGCCGCCGCAGCCGCCGCCGCCUCCGCGUUCACCGUCAGCUGCGAUUGUCCGCCGGAAUCGCAGCCCUGUCUGCAUGCACAGCGAGGAUCGGCCCUGCGAAGGGUCAGAAGAUGCGAGUGCGCGGAUCGUUCUUGCCGGCACGCAGCCUGCGGCAUCAGUACUCGUCGCCGAGCGCAAUCUUCCUCCUCCCCUGUCUCCUCCACGCAGUUGCAGCAGCAGCAGCAGCCGUGCGAGUGCGCCGACGAGAGAUCAAACUGCGCCCACACAGGCGGCGGCGAGGCGCCAUGCGAGUGCGAGUGUGGCGAGGAGGCGAAGCCGUGCUCGCACACGAUCAAGACGCGCCGUACGCGCCGCACGUGCACAGACUGCAGCUGCAGUGGCACGCAACCCUGCGGCCACAAGCCGCAGCCCGAGGGCCGCAUCAAGCGAGUCAAGUGCCGCGUGAGGCGCGCCGGCUGCGCGAUGGCACGUUGCACCGCCGAACUCGCGAUGUUGCACUUGCACUGGGAGCUCGCCACCGAAUGUGCGCCCUGCAGGCCGCGCGCGCUCACGCGACGGCUCUGCAGGAGGCAACAGAGCGACAACGAGCUCUACCGCAGCAACAGCUUCAAGUUCGAGCGCUUUGAGCGUACGAAGGACGAAUGCGUCACGCCGCUUCGCAAGCAGGUAUCGUUGUGCGACGAUUACAGUCUACCUGUCGACUUCGUGAAUAAGAGACGCCCUGCUAGCGCUGCGGCUGCAAGCUCAGCGGUGCAAUGGACCCUGCCGAGUCCUACUGUGGAGAACGCGGAAAUCGAGGUUGUGGAACAAUACAGCGACCCUAGAGACAGCAAGAGCAAAGCGUACGUAGAACCGGGAGCGGAGACGUCUCUGCCGACGAUUUACAGCAGAGCAAAUCGCAACUACUGUCGACCGUAUACAGAUCCUUCAGCGUCCGGUUCGUCCUGCGAGGACGACGAGGACGGACGGGCAGUGAUCGUUAGAAAACGCAAAAACAGUAUCUACGCUUCCUCGAAUCGUGCCCCAUCGGCGGACAGGGACACUUUAACUUCUACCGACGGCCUGCUCGUGGAUUGCGUCGCUCUGGUACAUCUAACCGAUCAAUCCCCCACCGAAUCUACGCAACCAGUGCGUCACCCGUCGCCGUAUUACUACGGCGAUCUCUUCAAGGUACCGGAACAGCUGUCCAAAUCGCAGCCGAGCAAGUACCGGAAGAGCGUCAGUCUCGAUGUACCGGGCGAGCGCUCGCGCACACCCGGUAUACCCAAGAGAAACUCGGUAGCCGGUGAUGGAGGCUCGUACUCGUCGCAGCCGCGGCAUCAUCAUCAGCAAUCACAGCAGCCGUAUCCACCGCCACCGCCGCACUAUCGCAGUCAGGAUCUAGUAAGCCCCACGUCGGGGAGCGAGCAUGCUGUCCCAGCCCGAAACGAGAUCCUCUCGUCGUGCAUCAUCACCGAGUGGGAUCAUACUCUCAUGCCUCCUCAUAGGCUGCUGAGCCAUGAUCUGCCUACCACCGUUUGUACUUGCGUCGCAUCGCCUGAAGAGGAGGAGGAUGAGCUAGAUCGACGGCAGCCGCAAGUGGCGCGGCACCAAGUGCGCAAGCUACGACGUACCCGGAGGAUAGACCCGCAGCCGAUACUCGUCGAGAACGAGGACGACGUGGAGGGUGAAGACGAGGGGGAGGAGGGGGACGAGGAAGACGCGGAGCCCGAGGAAGGGGACGAGGAAGGGAUGGCCAGGCAACGUCACCUCUACGAGACGGCCUUCGACUGCAAGGUCAAUCGCUCCGACGAUGAUCUCGAUGACCUCGAUCGCGUCACCAAUCACGCGGUACUGCAUUCUCAGAUACGGAGUGACGGUACUGCGUCGAUGAGUAGAACGAGUUCGUCAAUAGACACAUCGAAACAGCAACAAUCGCUUCCUUACGCCAGCCAGUCAAAUAAAGAUCGACGUAAGGUUGUACUUCUCCGCCCAAAACCGAUUCCGAGCCGCUUACAACAGCAGCAGCAGCAGCAGCAGCAGCAACAACAGCAGCAGCAGCAGCAGCAGCAAGAACAGCAGCAGCAACAACAAUUGCAACAACAGUCAGACAAUAUAUCUAAUCUGUCCCAAGAUAUCGAGUCCCUCCAAAUCAAUUCGAGCGAUGAGAAAACCGGAUCUCCGAGACUACCAGCGCGUGAUUACACGCCGUCACCGCCAUCGACUGCACCCUUACCCGCGAAAUUUCACGGAAACCGAGAUCAUUUGCUGUUGAACAUUCGCAGCGCGCCGAAUUUACCUUCGCAGCAGGAUCAUCCCCGCUUGAAGGACAUGAGAUUACCGGUGAAGUCGCUGUUGCGCGCCAAAGAUUCGCCGCAGAGCAGCGAGGGCAGCAUUCUUGAAAUCAAAAGCCGACCGAAGAGCUUUGUCCCGAAGAACAUUGAUUUUUCGCAAGGCCAUCGAUUUGACAAGGAGCUUAUACUGGAAUUCAAAGACAGGCCCCGGGAGGAAAGGCAACGACCGCGCAGUCUGAUCCGCGAGAACAGACCGAUAAUGGAGUUCAAGGGCAGGCCCCAUGAAGCGGAAAGCGAUAUCGCACGGCCACGAAGAGACGCUAGUCUCUUAGACUUCAAGUUACGUACCUCAAGACGUCGCGCUGGUUAUUCCAGCACGGAAAGUAUGGCGACCAGCAGCAGCGGCGGUAGCAUGGAGUCUAUCAGGAGUAGCACUAGCGAGGGUAACAGAUCGACCAGCAGCUCCGACAGCCGGCAGAGUACCAGAUCACUGAGCUCUCAUAGUUCUGAUAGCGGUAGCAACUGCUUCCAUCAUCAACAAUCGCUAUCUGGCUUUCUAAAUCACCACGCCACAAAAUUGCAUAUCCUGUCGCCAAUCUCCGACAAAUCGUCGCAAGAGCCGGCCUCGGAGACCUCCGACAACAACCGCAAUAAUAACUCACAGAAGGCCUCGCCUGAGGAGAACGUUACCGUGGAGAACAACGUUAUGGCGGGCAACAACACUAACACGAACGCGGUCACCUCGCCCAUGGACACGUCUUUUAAGAAGCGGCGAACGCCGCAGAACAAGAAUCUUAUUAAUCUUGCCCUGCAAUCGUCAUCGUCAGGCGACGCGGAGAUCCAGGGAUCGGACAGCGGUAUAUCCAUUGAGUCCCGUGCUGGUAUCAAAUGCAAACCCUUCGGGUUUCAUCUGUUGAAGCCGCAGCUCGACAAUAUUAAUUUCAUCGACAACGAGCCGGAACUCUCGGAUCUACCCUUUGACAUGCCGAAGCUGCGAAGAAGACGGCUGCUGAUGCAACAGGAUGCCACAACAUCCGGAAGCGCAACCAGUGUGGACCUAAGAGAUCUACCCUUCGACAUGCCGAAACUCAGGAAGCGUCUUAGAUGUACUCAGAGUACCGAAUCCAGCGCGUCUCAGGCGUCGUCCAGUCUCUCGGUACGCGAUAUGGAGCCGCCUCCUUUAUUUGGCGGCGGUCUGGCGCGCCCGAAGAUGACUCUGAAUCUGGAUGCCGGUAGUAACGCGGCGGGAACGAGCGGCGGGAUUCCGGGCGGUCAAUUGGUGCCGAAGAAACCCGGUGGUCUGAGUCUCGGUUUACCGCUGGAAAUCAGCACCGCUCGAAUAUCGGCCGAUCUGGUUGACGUGGAGCUUCCAUUGGAGAGACAAGGGUGGUAUCAUGGCUCUAUCACGCGCAUUGAGGCGGAGGGUCUUUUGCGAGUUCACCAAGAAGGAAGCUACCUGGUGAGGAACAGCGAAUCGACCAAACAAGAUUAUUCCCUGUCCCUAAAGAGUGCUCGCGGCUUCAUGCAUAUGCGCAUCCAGAAGAACGAGGACCUGAAUGCUUACAUUCUGGGACAGUUCAGCAAGCCAUUCGAUAACAUACCGGAAAUGGUCCGUCAUUUCAGCGUGAAUCGUCUUCCGAUACGCGGUGCCGAGCACAUGUGUCUCCUACAUCCAGUCAUAGUUCAGCUUUUGUAGCGCAUCUAUCGUAGCGCCAUUUAAGGCGCUGUAUACCUCUUUUGAUAAUCCGUUUUCUUUUCUCCGCCUCCCCCCCCCCCCGUCGAAUGCCGAAGCGCACGAUUGCAAUGAACGAUAAGCUUGACACAACGCGAACGCGUUACUCUCGAACGAGAGAGUCUUCCGAGCAUUUAUAACGAGAAUGUAGUUGAAACUUCCGCGAAAUUCUCCGUAUCAGUUCGCAUUCUGGUUGAAUAAACCUUUCCGCACGAAGAGCGCCAGAGGUAAUGGACAAUAAUAGCAUUUGACGGGGAAUACCGCUUUUCGCCGCAAAAUGUUAGGGGGAGUACGAGUACAGUACAAAAGUAUAAAACGGACUGAGCGAAGUCGCUCAAAGAUACAACAGUACGAUCGAUCAGACGACAACGUCCGGGUCUGUGCAAUUUGUUGCGAGAGGCCAGUGUUAAAUUGUAUAUGAAAAAUCUCAGGUCGUUCCAAGUUAGGAUACCUGCUCACAAUCGUCUUUUUGACAACAUUUUACUUUCGCAUGCCUGCAAUCGAGUCCAGAUUUCUAUUACACAGAAAAUUAGAAUCUCAAUAGGGACGGUGAAUGCUUAGUCCAUCCCUUCUUCAUUUCAUCUCGGACUCGAAAGCGUAAAAAUCGGCGUCUUACACGCUUCGUCUUCCUCAAAACAUCGCGCAAACCUACCUCAUAGGCGAACGCAUGCAUCACGGCACGAUAUAGAAGCGAGCGUAUCGUAGUGGAUACCAGGAAUUGUGGCAGCAGGAGUCCAGGGAACGAAAUUACCUGAAACAGAUACGAAAUUAUCGUUCGAUAAAUUGAUGACUGUUAAUAACUCUCGUGAAGGAUAAUGAAUAUUAUUAUUCGGAAUAUAUCGACGAUCCUAGCAGUAUACGCGAGAACGUUCUCGAGAUUGUUUUCUCCCGAUUGUUCCUCGAAUCCGCGACGGAUUCUAUGAGAGAAACUUUUUAAAUGCGAACAGAAACGCUGCUUUACAAAACGGUGUAAUUUAAGUAAGAGGGAAAGAGGUGUAAUGCGCGUAUUUAGAUUCACACAGAGUAGAAGCAAUUCGGCGUGGCGCGCGAGCUAAAAGCCAAAAUAAAACUAAUCCUAAUAUCCAGUCGAGAGGCAUAAAACGAGAGCUAUGGGCUGGAUACGCGCAGCGAGCGCGAAUAAAAUGCCAAACUUUACUUCUAAUCGUAAUCAUUUAGUCAGGGUUUAGUUGUCCGUCAUUAUUAAGUGAUUAAUUAGGCUUAGAAUAAUAAGCAGGCGUACGACAGUCAGUUGGCUCGAUACCGUUUACGAGGCGAGGCGAAGGUUUCGUGUAACUUUGUGAAGAAAUUGCGAGUCAAAGAAACUAAUAAACGAGCGAGCUUUUUACGAAACGACGCCAGCGGUGUAGUCGGAAAUGCGAGGAAAAAAAAAAUGGAAAGAGAUGAUAAUGAUCAAACAGUCUGGACCAUCGGUGGCUCGUUAUCCGAGUCAUCCGUCCGAGAGUUCACGGGGACACUCGCGAGAGAUUUUUGCGAUAGGCUGCAACUGAUACAUAUUUUUUCAUGUGAUAUUAAUUUGUUACAGAGAUAGCCUAGUUUCACCUGUGAUCUGUUACUUAAUUCCCCUUGUCCGCGCGCGUCACGUCAGCGCUCUCGCGCGAGCGUGCACGCGAUAACGAUAAUAAAUAAUUAAACUUGCUAUUAUUAUUAUUAUUACGUAGAAACAGCAACGACGCGUCAUUCAGACGCGAUGAUGAGACGUCCGUGGUGUUACAAUAAUUUGUCGAGAUUAGAAAUUCGAUUCGCAGAGGUUGUGAGCGAAUUUUCGUUGGUCGCGCAAGCAAGAGGAAGGUUUUACUUAAUAUUAAGUAGUGGCAUAGGGAACCUACGGCGAGAAGUAGCGAGUGCUAGGCACCGUGUUAUAAAAAACUAUCACAACCGAUAGCUACAUUUUGAUCGUUUGACUGUUUCGAUGUAACGCGAAGAAGCAAGAUAUUAAUUUCUCUAAUUAAGCAGAUGUUUAAAUUUACGAUCGCACGAAUAUUUGAAUUAUGAGAGUGGCACUCUCUACUUUCGCGCCUAAUUAGAUCGAAUGUAAUUCACGCGUCGUACUUUAAGCUGCCAGUAUUAUUAACUGUAAUCGAUAAUGCAUAUCCAUAUAUGUUAAUGUUUAAGACAUUAUAUUGUCUCUAUAGCCCCCCGCGCUCCCAAUCAUUGAAACUAUAAUCAAUAUACAUAUAUAUAUAUAUAUUUAUUUCUCCUAUAUUAUAUUUAUUAGAUUGUGUCGUUAAGUAUGAUAAAGUUUCCGUGCGCCUUUGAUUUAAUCGCGAAAUCAUAAAGCUGUAACCUAUAGUAAUUUUAGACUUCGUACAUCUACGUGCGCUCGCGUAGAUUAAUAAUAACUACUUGUCGAAAGGCAGUACGUAAAUUAUAUGGUAGACACACUAACUUGUAGAUACUUCCCGUACCUUGAAAUUUGUAUGAAGUAGAAUUUAGAUUACGUAACAUAUAAAUAUAUAUUAUUAUAAAUGAAUAUACUAGCGCGCAUAGUUCUCGUUUGUAGAAUACAUAAAGUAAGAUCGAGCAAAAGUGAGUCCAACAAAAUAUCUUGAGCGCUGUGUAUGCGCCCUUUGCGUAAAAAAAGGAAUUCCGGAUGGCGAUGUGCAAUAUUCUGACGCGGUCGCAAUAUUCUCGUACGGCCGUAAACGUGAAGUGCGAUCUAAUAUUUUUGUUUUAGCAAACAGACCACCGAUGUUCCAAAUUGACUUCAAUAGGUAAUCUUGUGUACUCUGGAAAUUUCUCUUAAUAAUAAAAUAACUAAUAACUCCA